This is a messenger RNA of Hyaloperonospora brassicae, 309 nucleotides long. NCBI's taxonomy places the organism in Eukaryota, Oomycota, Peronosporomycetes, Peronosporales, Peronosporaceae. The record is from the annotation of a GenBank genome assembly.
AUGGCUACACGCACGACCAAGGACGAGACGUUAUGGGACGAGGAACAUCAUCUGUUGCGCAUGGACCCGUGUCUCAUGAUGGAGCCGCAAGACGUGGCGGUAGCGUCUCUGAGGUCUACAAAGAAUCACCGACGAAAUCAGCAGCGCACGGCGAGCGGCCGCUUGUGUCCGCGCACGAAAAGCACGGAGUACAAGAAGAGACCACGUGCGGUGGACUGGAAGCGGCAAGGGACGGCACGACAGGACGCGUCGCGAUACGACGAGAAGGUUGAGGUGUCGGGGCCGGAGGAUGAUGUGUCGCGGUUGUAG